GCCCCUGCAGCGGGACUGCGCCUCUGAAAGGUUUGAGGGGUGAUGGCAGCGUGUGUAGCUCGGACGGCCUGCCACCACGCGCUGGGCCCUCGCCGCCCUAAAUAUGGUCGGCCAUGUCUCUUCUUCCCAACCGCCAUCUCCCUGCUCGCUCUUUCCCGCCGUCCCAUGGACGACUGUCCUCAUGAGUCUGCUCGUUUCCUCCCUCUGACCCGCAAGCGCAAGGCCGCCGCCGACACAGCGAACACAGACCCCGCCCCGCCGGACUCGCUCCUCAUGAGCCCAGACGCUACGCCUCGCAUACCUACAGAGCCCGCCGACGUCAGCAAGGCGUCCUGGCUCCUCGAGCAGCAUGCCACCGCCGUCAUCCCGUCCUGGCAGGAGCCGCCUUCCGGGUCGUCUCCAGCCUUCGCAAUGCACACUCGCCAAGACGGCCCGUCCAAGCCAAAGCGACCCCGCAUCGAGAUACCCCAAACGAUACCCACGUCUCCCCGCAAGUCGCGCAGCCGACGCCUCUUAUAUUCCAGUAAUGUCUCUUCUCCUCGCAAGCCUUCUCGGCUACUCCGUCCUACCUUUGUACGAGACACAGGCGUCGUCUCUGCCGUCGAGCUCGGACACAGGGUCCCACCCCUGCACACAGGCGGCCUCGCGCCUCUUCCCUCACCUCUUCGGUCUACGGUCUCUCUUCCCGUCACUCCUAUCGAGCCCAGUUACGCGCAGGUGCCCUCGCAUCAGCCACCCAUUAAUAGAGAGACCCUGAAAGAGUUAGAUCUGGACGCCAUACUACGCAAUCCUCAGCUUCGACAUGAUCUCUUGUUCGAUCCCGGUCUGCAGUUUCGUCCAACCUUCAGUCGGCGGAAACGAGACCUUGCAGAGAGCUAUUGGAUUGCCGUCGUGCGAGAGCUCGACACAGGCUGUACCUGUACCACUCUGGACUUGCAGGGUAAGCUCAUCGAACGCCGAUGUAUCUGCGGCACAAUACCUUUGCCUGCGGAGAAGCCCAUCCGAGCCUAUUCGUCCGCAGGCAACUUCGUCACCGUCAGGUCUCCAUCUCGCCUCAGGCCUCUUCUCGCAGAGCUACUCGAGGUGCUCAUCUCUAUUAUUCGUCCCGUGGUUUUGCGGCCAACUGGCCUUUCCUUGCAAGCAAACGUCGUCUCUUCGCAGGAACAGAACGACUCCCACGUUGCAUAUUUACGCUCCAUCCUAGACGCAGAUCUCAUCCAGCAGGAGAUUGAACACGGGGUUUUUGACCCCUCUGGUGUGUUCAAGGCGAUCGGCGAUAUCAUGCGAUGUUACUGCGCACCCAUGAGGGACCAGGCUGUUAACCAGAUGGUCGCGCUCGCGGAGUCAUGUUCGCCAGGAGGCACCGGCACCAAGGUGGACGCAGUACGCGCGAUCCGGUUGUGCUUCGAGAUUCUGGAGCUAAUGAAGCUUGACGUGGCCAAUCACCAACUGCAGACCCUUCGUCCUUAUCUCGUCCGCUCCGCAGCCCAGUUUGAACUCAAAAUGUUUCAAGAAAAUAGACAGAAGGGCCCGCUGCCGCUGGAGGCUACACGCCAGUGGCUUCAGACAGCCUUCGACGACCUGGCGGCGCAAACAACUGACCCCCGGUCGUCUUCGAAUCUUUCCGCCAGUUACUCGAGAUACCCACGCUUUUUGCAGAUACAACUCUCCGUCGUGAGGGCGGUUAUUAACCUGAUAUUUGAUUCAGCCUCACUACCUUCGCCGCCCUCCUCACCUCUUCCUUCGUCCAUCGCCUCUUCGCCGCUAGUCUCCUCCCCGACUCGUCAGGGAUACCCAGAGACGCUCUAUCUGGAUCAUAUCCGUCUUACCACCCUUCGCAACGAUGCGGCAGAUUUCACGACGCUUUACAUGCUGAUGAUGCUUUAUCGUCAACUCGUCCACUCCGGUUCCACACCGGCAGGUCCGAAGAUAGCAGUCUCCUCAGACGACCUCGCCGCGCUCAAAAAGGAGAUAUGGGAAAUUGGUCCGGCGCGGCUCGGAUAUUGCUUUACCUGCAGGCCGGCCUCGGGCAUCGCGGACUCGGAGUCUGAGCUGGCGGCAUGGCGCAAAGACAUGGACGAUGUCGUCUUGCAGCUCACCACGAAGGCCUGCGAAGCUCGUGCCCGGUCACGUUCAUCCACUGCUUCACCCUCGCCCGCAUCCUCAAUAGCUCCGGUUCAGCGACCUAUCCCGUCCAGCGCGCCGGACAGCCACCUGCUGAAACUUGCCACGAGCUGGACAGACUCCCAUCUCCGCUCCGAUUCGCCUCUCGGUGCCUUGAUGAAGAAGCGCGUCAAGGAGGCUGUCGAGGAUCUUGCGAUAUCGAUCGUCCUCCCGAGCCUGGCAUCGUCUACAAAGCCGGAUGCUCCCUCUGUGCAGGAAGCAGCGCGCGUCGCGAGCGGCCUCGAACCGCUCUUGCCAGAGGUCCGACAUCUCGCACAAAAGCUCUCAAAGCUGGUCUCCAUACAUCUUAACGUGUAUGGUACGCUGUACACGCAGUCUGGCUUUGUUCAGGAUCGGACUAUGCCUGGUGCCUCUUCUCUCUCCGAGUCGUAAUAGUGCCACGAUACCCCCGUUUGCCCCUUUGUUCAGCUCUGUGCUACCCUCUCGUACUCCCACACUCGUUUGCACGGACUAUUUGAACGUGUCUUGGUCUCUCGCUUUCACUCACUCCUUAUCCACUUAGUAUUAACGAUAUUUUGCACGAUACGACGAGAUUUACGUACAGAUACCAACACAAAACUAAUACAAACCU
Messenger RNA from Phanerochaete carnosa HHB-10118-sp, 2755 nucleotides. RefSeq lists its product as uncharacterized. The coding region runs from base 43 to 2556 and encodes 837 amino acids. Lineage: Eukaryota; Fungi; Basidiomycota; Agaricomycetes; Polyporales; Phanerochaetaceae. The record is from RefSeq and is a predicted model, not a curated record. The transcript is spliced from 3 exons.